Molecule: messenger RNA, 3041 nt
Organism: Mus caroli (Ryukyu mouse)
Lineage: Eukaryota; Metazoa; Chordata; Mammalia; Rodentia; Muridae
Gene: Soat1
Product: sterol O-acyltransferase 1
Biological process (GO): cholesterol metabolic process; cholesterol homeostasis; cholesterol efflux
Cellular component (GO): endoplasmic reticulum membrane
Molecular function (GO): cholesterol binding; fatty-acyl-CoA binding; cholesterol O-acyltransferase activity
Source: RefSeq, a predicted model, not a curated record
GAACGGGGGUGGGGGCCUGCGCUUUAUCUUCCUCCGUAGCCCGGCUGGCGCCGUAGCGGGCCGGCGAAGGGACAUCCUAGUCCUCCGACCCUCGUGCGGCCGCCCAGCCUACCGCCUAGACCGCCGCAGCUGCCCUCCGCUCGCAGGAAGCUUGAUUGAUAGUGGGAGAAGAGAAGAUGUCACUAAGAAACCGGCUGUCAAAAUCUGGUGAGAAUCCUGAGCAAGAUGAAGCCCAGAAAAAUUCGAUGGACACAUACAGAAAUGGUCACAUUACCAUGAAACAGUUGAUAGCCAAGAAGAGGCUGUUGGCAGCAGAGGCGGAGGAGCUGAAGCCACUGUUUAUGAAGGAAGUUGGAUGCCACUUCGAUGACUUUGUGACCAACCUCAUUGAAAAGUCCGCAUCUCUGGACAAUGGUGGGUGUGCACUCACAACCUUCUCCAUUCUUGAAGAAAUGAAAAACAACCACAGAGCCAAAGAUCUGAGAGCACCUCCAGAACAAGGGAAGAUUUUUAUUUCAAGGCAGUCUCUUUUAGACGAGCUGUUUGAAGUGGACCACAUCAGAACAAUUUACCACAUGUUCAUCGCACUCCUCAUCCUCUUUGUCCUCAGCACGAUCGUCGUGGACUAUAUCGAUGAAGGAAGGCUGGUAUUUGAGUUCAAUCUCCUGGCCUAUGCUUUUGGCAAAUUUCCUACUGUUAUUUGGACAUGGUGGGCCAUGUUCCUGUCUACACUGUCAAUCCCCUAUUUCCUGUUCCAGCGAUGGGCCCACGGUUACAGCAAGAGUUCUCACCCAUUGAUCUAUUCCCUUGUCCAUGGCUUGCUCUUUUUAGCCUUUCAACUUGGAGUUCUAGGCUUUGUGCCAACAUAUGUUGUCUUAGCAUACACACUGCCACCAGCCUCCCGGUUCAUUCUGAUACUGGAACAGAUUCGUUUGAUAAUGAAGGCUCACUCAUUUGUCAGAGAGAAUAUCCCACGAGUACUAAAUGCAGCCAAGGAGAAAUCAAGCAAAGAUCCACUACCCACAGUCAACCAGUACCUGUACUUCCUGUUUGCGCCUACACUUAUUUACCGAGACAACUACCCAAGGACUCCUACUGUAAGAUGGGGUUAUGUCGCUAUGCAGUUUUUACAGGUGUUUGGAUGCCUGUUUUAUGUGUACUACAUCUUUGAGAGACUCUGCGCCCCACUGUUCCGGAAUAUCAAACAGGAGCCCUUCAGUGCUCGUGUCCUGGUCCUGUGUGUGUUUAACUCCAUCUUGCCAGGUGUCUUGAUACUGUUCCUUUCGUUCUUUGCCUUUUUGCACUGCUGGCUCAAUGCCUUUGCUGAGAUGUUACGAUUUGGUGACAGGAUGUUUUAUAAGGACUGGUGGAACUCUACAUCAUACUCCAACUACUACAGGACCUGGAACGUGGUGGUGCACGACUGGCUCUACUACUAUGUUUACAAAGACCUGCUCUGGUUUUUCUCGAAGAGGUUCAAAUCUGCGGCCAUGCUGGCUGUCUUCGCCCUGUCGGCUGUGGUGCACGAGUACGCCCUCGCCAUCUGCCUGAGCUACUUCUACCCGGUGCUCUUCGUGCUCUUCAUGUUCUUUGGAAUGGCUUUUAACUUCAUUGUUAACGACAGUCGGAAAAGGCCAAUCUGGAACAUCAUGGUUUGGGCUUCUCUGUUCCUGGGCUAUGGAGUCAUUCUGUGCUUUUAUUCUCAAGAGUGGUAUGCCCGCCAGCACUGUCCUCUGAAGAAUCCUACAUUUCUGGAUUAUGUCCGGCCACGGUCCUGGACUUGUCGGUACGUGUUUUAGAAGCCCUGGCUCUGCCUUCUUUCUUGCCAUUGAAGAUUGGAUAUUCUUCCUGAUUCCGAGCCAGCCAUCUUCAGCGGUUACUGAAUCCCUACACCACAGUGUUUGGAGCUCUCUAUCCUUUCUGAUGAUUCACCUGGAGUUUGGGCUAUGGGAAGCUCACUUAGUGAUUUUUUUUGUUUGUUUGUUUUGUUCCCUUUGGGGGAGAAAGGAGACUAACAGUUGAGAUAAUGGCAGAUUUUUGCAGGGCUAUCUCAGGUCAAGCCUUGGUAGUUUUAUCUGUUUAUUUCCUUGAUUCCAUCCAACCAGAGACUAAACAUAUCUUGACCAUGAGUUAGCCAAAACACUUAGGAAGACAUCAUUUCAGUAUCUCUGAGCAUAGAAGUUUUGUUCAUGCACAUUAUCAAGAGGUAUGCUAGUGCAAUUGGGAAGAAAUAAAUUUUGUUAUUUUUGGUAGAGAAAAAAAUACCUAUUUUCCAAAGAUAAUCUUGUUAUGCAUUCUGCUCGUCUCUUUUGUUGCUAUUCUGUUUUGCUUUGCUUCUGUGCUGGGAAUGGAACUCAGGGUCUCGCUCAGGGGCAGCACACUGAGCCACAGCCCAGGCCUUCCACUGUAUUUUUCUGAAAGUUCUGGUCUACUGUUUUGUUUUCCAUUUUCUGUAUAAGUUGUGAUUCUUUUAAACGAUUAGUAUUCCUUCCCUUGAACUCAAUGCUAGUACAAAUUCAAGGGUCAGAAGUAGAAAGGGAAAAAAAGUCAUUUUAAUACAGACUCACUGAGCUGCCCAUGUGUUUUUAAUUAUGCUACCAUAGAAGUUCUGUGGAAGAUUUUAUUAUUGUUGGUUUGAUUUUGGUUUUUUAGAGGUGGGGUCUUGCUAUGUAGCCCAGGCUGGUCUUGAACUUGCUAUGUAGCCUGACUGGUCUUGAACCCCUGACCUCCUGCUCCUGCAUCCCAAGUGCUAGGAUCACAGAAGACAUCUCCAUGCCUGGCCAAGAUUUUUUUUUUUAACUUUUAGGUUAUAACUUCUUUGAAGUUACUUAGAAGUAUCCUUUGGUCUAAUUGCUUUAUUGUCUAAUGGGUAAUGACUUUCCUUGUUAUAGACUAGUGAGUCCAUAGUGGAAGUAUUAAUCUUUCUCUACUAAUAAUCCCAAAAUGGCUACUAAGGAUCCAGAAGCUGGCUUCUGAAACGUCUGCUCAGUCAUUAUACUUUAACAGUAUAUUUUUAGAUGAAAUAAAUGACUAUGUGAUCA